Brenthis ino (lesser marbled fritillary) is the source of this 531-nucleotide messenger RNA. Lineage: Eukaryota; Metazoa; Arthropoda; Insecta; Lepidoptera; Nymphalidae. The record is from the annotation of a GenBank genome assembly.
AUGAUCUACUGGUACGGCAUUCUAGAUUAUGGCGAGCCAACUGUGAGCCACAGGUGCACUCUCUAUUCCAGUCACUCUCAUACUCCGGUGGGACGACUACUCGACACGACCGGUGAUAGUAAAGGCGCAGGACCGACGGCUUUACGUGCUCUCCGAGGCACGGGGGUGAGACACCGCCAACUUCCCAACUUCGGGCUGUUACUGAGGCUUACUAUACAGAAAGACUCAAUAAAUAAACUUGGCCCGACCCGGGACUCGAACCCAGGACCGCCAGGUGUGCAGCCGUACAUGCUAGCCACUACACCACCGAGACAGUUAAAUAAAAAUAACAUCCUCAAGACCGAGUUGUAUAACGGCUAUCUCUCUAAGAGUAGCCUACUGCGCAAGAGAUCCACUCUAUUCCUUUCACUCUUAAAGUCGGUGCGACGACAAUUCUACACAACCGGUGAGAUGUCAGGUACAGUACCAACGCUACACGCGCCCUCCGAAGCUCGGAGUGAAACGCUCCCCAACUUUACAAUUCCUAUCUGC